Molecule: messenger RNA, 1091 nt
Organism: Thermothelomyces thermophilus ATCC 42464
Lineage: Eukaryota; Fungi; Ascomycota; Sordariomycetes; Sordariales; Chaetomiaceae
Exons: 4
Coding region: 148-657 (169 amino acids)
Biological process (GO): mitotic cell cycle; SCF-dependent proteasomal ubiquitin-dependent protein catabolic process
Cellular component (GO): cytoplasm; nucleus
Molecular function (GO): cullin family protein binding
Source: RefSeq, a predicted model, not a curated record
CGACAUCUCUUCGCUCAUAAAGUUCUGGUCAUCGCUUAGCCGGUCUCUAGAGCCUAGAGGAUUUUGGAAAGCUGACUUCCACCGACCACCUACCAUCAUCCUCCGCAUUCUUCAACACAUCGACAGACGGAUACCUCGCGACGCAAAAUGUCUGCCGACAAGUCAGUCCAAAAGGUGAUCCUCGCCAGCAAUGAGGGCUCGCACAUCGAAGUCGAUCGUGUGGUCGCUGAGCGGUCCAUGCUCAUCAAGAACUUGAUCGAAGACUUGGGAGAUGAGGCUAUCGCCAACAGUCCAAUCCCGAUCCCCAACGUGAACGACCCAGUGCUGCGCAAGGUUGUUGAGUGGUGCGAGCACCACCGCAACGACGCCGUUCAGUCGGCCGACGACGAGAAUGACAACCGCAAAAAGACUACUGACAUCGACGAGUGGGACCAGAAGUUCAUGCAGGUGGACCAGGAGAUGCUGUUCGAGAUCAUCCUGGCUGCCAACUACCUCGAUAUCAAGGCCUUGCUUGAUGUCGGUUGCAAGACCGUGGCAAACAUGAUCAAGGGCAAGUCGCCAGAGGAGAUCCGCAAGACAUUCAACAUCACGAACGACUUCACCCCCGAAGAGGAGGAGCAGAUCCGCAGGGAGAACGAAUGGGCCGAGGACCGUUAAAUUUGGUUGCUCUGAGCCUGUAAAAGGAAGUCGCUCAAUUCUUGCGCCCCAUCCUUCGGGACUCGCACAUAGCGGACAUCAGCUCGAAGCUGCCACGCGUCCAACACAGGUCCUUAUUUGGUAUUCCCAGAGGCGUUUCGGUUACGUUGACUGGUUUGCUUCGGUAUUUAGUAGCUUGAGAACAGGUUGCAUGGGCUGCUGCACAUGAUUUCUAUUGCAGACAGCCCCGGCUUUUUGAAGAGAGGAAGUGCACAUGAGGCAAUGACCGGGCCGUUUUUAUGAUCCUCCUAUCGCGAGGUUUUCUCACUUAGAAAAAGGCUAUGACCGAAUAGACGCUGCCAAGAUUCCUGGCCUUCAGCCAUGUCGUUUGCUCUUACUGAAGGAGAGAUGGCGGGCGUUGCGAACAAGAUUUCAAGCCGGUGGUUUUUGAAAUG